Molecule: messenger RNA, 2820 nt
Organism: Varanus komodoensis (Komodo dragon)
Lineage: Eukaryota; Metazoa; Chordata; Lepidosauria; Squamata; Varanidae
Gene: CA5A
Product: carbonic anhydrase 5A
Exons: 6
Coding region: 249-950 (233 amino acids)
Cellular component (GO): mitochondrion; cytoplasm
Molecular function (GO): zinc ion binding; carbonate dehydratase activity
Source: RefSeq, a predicted model, not a curated record
UUUGGGUCCUGGCCUGCAUUUGUGAGCACGCGCUGUUGCGUGUGUAGCCUAAAAACCAUUCGGGAUCGCUCCGGAUCGCUCAAAGCUGCCCCUCUGCUCUCCUUCUAGUGCAUCCGUUAUGGCAGAGCCCGAUAACGAUCCCAGGGGGCAAGCGGCAGUCUCCGAUCAAUAUCCAGUGGCGAGACAGCGUGUACGACCCGCACCUCAAGCCCCUUGAAAUACGCUACGAUCCUGCCACCUGCCUUCACAUGUGGAACAAUGGCUAUUCGUUCCUGGUUGAGUUUGAAGACUCCACCGAUAAAUCAAUUAUUACAGGGGGUCCCUUGGAGAACAACUACAGGCUGAAGCAGUUCCAUUUUCACUGGGGGGCCGUAAAUGAGUGGGGCUCAGAACACACGGUGGACUGCAAGGUUUUCCCCGCAGAGCUGCAUUUAGUACACUGGAAUUCUUGCAAAUACCAGAGUUUUGAAGAGGCCAUUAUGGAGGACAAUGGGCUGGCUGUGAUCGGAGUCUUCUUGAAGCUCGGAGCCAAUCACAGGGGCCUUCAAAAACUGGUGGAUGCCUUGCCUUUGAUUAAGCACAAGGAUGCUCUGGUCGAAUUCGAGGAGUUUGACCCGUCCUGCUUGUUGCCGUCAUGCCCGGAUUACUGGACGUAUGCGGGGUCUUUGACCACUCCACCGCUUUCCGAGUCUGUCACCUGGAUCAUCAAGAAGGCGGCAGUAGAGGUUGAUGACGAUCAGCUCGAGGUCUUUCGGAUGCUGCUCUUCACCCCUGAUGGAGAAGAAGAGAAGAGGAUGGUGGACAACUUCCGUCCACUGCAGCCAAUCAUGGACCGCACUGUACGCUCCUCUUUCCCGGUCCAGCCCAGACUGAGCGUGGACACAAGGCCCAGUGAGCAGAUGUACCGGAUCCAGGAGCAAGUGCCCUUUAAGGAGACUGCAUAUCUUUAAGGAAGAAAGGCCUUAAAGGUUCUUCGCACCUUGUAUGUAAUUUUUAGGAUAUAGCUACAUGGAUGCCUGCCUGGAGAGGCGGUUGCCUCAGCAAGACUGGGGCUUUUCUGGACUUUCUUUUUCGUAGUACAGGACCCUGUUCUGACUAAAUGCCUUCUGUCGGCAGCAAUGCAAAGCAUCUCUGUAAGAGUUCCAAGCCUUGUUCUACCAUCAAGAUUUCUCUCCACCCGGUUGUUGUUUUUGGCAGAGCCACAAGACAAGCAGGGAAAGGUGUCCCAGGAGGACGCCACAGAGGUUUAACGAAGCCUAGCUCUUUGGGAAAAGGCAAGGCAUGGUUUGGAGGGGUUUGGAGGGGGGAGACAGCUUUUCUCAGCAGCCUGGUGCUUAUCUUGGUCCAGAUGGCCUGAUCUUAUCUGCCUCCGAGAUAAGUCAGCUCUAACUUUAUAGCAGUUAUAUAUUUAAGUGCAUCUUCUGUGUAUGCCGUCUGGACCCAGAGAAUAAGAUUGCAAAAGCCACUUCUGUAGUGGAUUUUAGCAGAUUUCAGAUGGUGAAUCAACGCAGGUGGACUUGCAAGCCCGUUCAGGUGAAGGAGAUAUUGCCGGCCUCCCAAGAAAAAGGCCCAACUCCUUCUGCCUUCAUGUCAGCAAAUGCAGCCGGCCUACUAACGUGGCUGCCACAUGCAUGCAGAUUAUCUGCAGAAUGAUCUCAGAACAGAAUAUAGAUAACCAGCGGCAGUUUAGAUUACUUUCCACGAAGAACAUUCUGAGAUUUGGAUGUGCCUCCGUUAACAGUGCUCAACUCUGGAAACUUGUUUAGCUUUCUCCAACUAUAGCCUAUAAGUAUUGGGGAGUUUGAUGUUAUAGUUUUAGUAUGCAAGCGUUAAACUAAUCAUGCUAAUGUUGCCUUUUAAGUCUACUAAACGUUGUUGAAAUUGCAGGGUGAACGGGAAACCGUUUUCCGCCAGUUUCACUUGCUUGAGCAGUGAUUGCUCCUUUAUGUUCUCCCCAAUCUGUUUAAUUUUCCAUUUUUUCCCACAUGGGGCAGUGACUCCUCCUCCUCAAAAGGGCAUGGCUUCUUUUCUGCAAGGUUAUCCUCUCUCCUUUCGGAAACUGGUGCUGGUGAUCUUUCACACCAAAUAGACAUCCAGCAUGACAAAAAUUACCCUGUGGGAGAUGCCAUCCUAGAUAUAUUUAGGAUAACUAUUUUAAGGACUGUAGAGAGGAAGAGUUGUUCACCACGCACAGCGGUUUAGUCCCUUGCAGAAAGGAGGUAAACUUUAUUUCCAGCCGUGGUGUUGAUCAGACGCGUGACAGGUAGAAUUGACUUUGCUUUUCGGAGACAGGAUUACUGUCUGGGCUUAGAGUAUAUAUGCAGCUCUUUACGUUGAAUAAGUUUAUUUUCUCGACAAUUCUCGUGCCUGCAUACUUGUAAUAUCUUCCUUCAGGUAUCUCUAUUUCUACUUUCAACAAACCAAACAAAUGAUGGUGAGACUGGUGGGAUUAAUAUCCUCCCCCAGGGCAUAGAUAAAAGGCGAAAUAAACUGUUACAUUUAAGUUGAUGAAUCCGUUAAACACAACACUUAUUUACAAACGCUUUCUGUUGCCACAAGUUGUUUCAGUUUUUAAUCCUCUUUCUGCGAAGGGAAAAAUAAAGAACUGUUUCAUUGCAUGGAGAGAGCUUGUGACUAGAUAAAAACCCUACUAAAUUGCAUUGGUGUGGAAGAACAAUUGCUCGCUGUGUUGAGAGAUUGGUGCUGCUGGAGAAUACCGCGACAGUUCAUUAUGCUCUUGGACUGCAUGAAACUGUGCUUUGAAUGCCAUUGUAUUUGUCUCUUCGCUCGAGCAAGAACUAUAAAGAGCACCAAGCAAAA